AUGAGAGGUAAUUCCCACAACAGCUCAGGGUUUCCUCAUUUCAUCUUGACAGGACUCCCUGGGCUGGAGACCUCUCAACACUGGUCUUUUUUGCUCCUUGGUGCUCUCUACAUUGUCUCCAUUGUGGGCAAUGCCCGUAUCCUUUUCAUUAUCAAGAAGGAGUGGAGCUUGCACCAGCCCAUGUACUACUUCCUAUCCUUGCUCUCAGUUAAUGAUCUAGGUGUGUCUUUUCCCACACUACCCACGGUUUUGGCCACAUUUUCCUUCCACUUAAGGGAGAUCAACUUUUAUUCUUUGGCCCAAAUGUUCUUUAUCCAUCUCUUUUCCUUUGUGGAGUCUGGCAUCCUGCUGGCCAUGAGCUUCGACCGCUAUGUGGCCAUCUGUAUCCUGCUGCGCUAUGCCACCGUGCUCACUGAUGCCCAUGUGGUGCAUAUGGGCAUGUCCAUUGUUCUCCGCAGUUUCUGCAUGGUUUUCCCACUGCCUUUCCUUCUGAAGAGAUUACCCUUCUGCAAGGCCAAUGUCCUCUCCCAUGCCUACUGCCUGCAUCCAAAUCUGAUCUGCCAGCCCUGUGGCGACAUCACCAUCAAUUGUAUGUAUGGUCUAUUCAUCGUCAUCUUUACCUUUGGCCUGGAUUCUGCCCUCAUCCUCCUCUCCUAUGUGCUCAUACUCUGCUCUGUACUUGCCAUAGCCUCCCGGGAGGAGCGAUUAAAGACUCUUAACACCUGUGUGUCACACAUGUGUGCUGCUCUCAUCUUCUAUGUGCCCAUGGUGUGUGUGUCUAUAGCUGCUCGGUAUGGGAGGCAUGCCCCAUGGUAUGUACACACACUCAUGUCCCUUAUCUAUCUCUUUGUGCCUCUGAUGCUCAACCCUGUCAUCUAUUCCAUUAAAACCAAACAGAUUCGUCAGAGGCUUUGCAAAAUACUACUGGCAACCAGGAUUUGA
Molecule: messenger RNA, 942 nt
Organism: Mandrillus leucophaeus (drill)
Lineage: Eukaryota; Metazoa; Chordata; Mammalia; Primates; Cercopithecidae
Product: olfactory receptor 51I1-like
Biological process (GO): G protein-coupled receptor signaling pathway
Cellular component (GO): membrane
Molecular function (GO): olfactory receptor activity; G protein-coupled receptor activity
Source: RefSeq, a predicted model, not a curated record